This is a messenger RNA of Neurospora crassa OR74A, 297 nucleotides long. RefSeq lists its product as hypothetical. Lineage: Eukaryota; Fungi; Ascomycota; Sordariomycetes; Sordariales; Sordariaceae. The record is from RefSeq and is a predicted model, not a curated record. The coding region runs from base 1 to 297 and encodes 98 amino acids. The transcript has 4 exons.
AUGCCAUAUAGCAGAGAUGUUGCUGGUUCCGUCAGCGGUAGAACCGUUUUCGUUGGUAUGAGCAAAUAUCGAGUUCAAACGGAGGGUGCGAAAAGGAAAGUUCAGAUGACAUGCCGAGGAAGGCCUCGGGAGCCUUCAGCCGUGACAGUUGACAUGAGUAUGAUUCAGAAGGCCACGCAGUUUGACAAGAAGCGGUGCGCUCUAGGGCUCUAUCCCUGGGGGAUUCAGGCGAACUGCAGAGAUCCAAGGGCGGGUGCAUGUGCCGGUCUGUCCUGUGAGGCAACUCCGGCGAAGUGA